AUGCCAGGAGAUUCUGAUGGCAGCGCAAGCGGCACUGCGGCAAGUGCCAACGAAGAUCGAGGCAGUGGAUUUUGGACGUUGCUUCCAAGCUUUGAUCCCUCUGCAGAUGAUCCGAGAGAAUAUCGCGACAAGGUGACGUUUUUGAAACAAGUGUGCCCGACGAAGGACCGCGGCAUGCUUGCGCCGAGGCUGGCGCUGUUGUGCAAAGGAACGGCUUGGAGCCAGGUCAAACAGAUCGAGGCAGCAAAGCUGACAGAUCCGGAGAGUGGCGUGGAAGUGCUUCUUCAGGCACUGGCUUCUUGGGAUGAGUCGGCAGAGCUGCAGACCUAUGAGAGGUUCGACAAGGCAAUUUAUCGCACGCUCCAGAAGAAUGAUGAGUCGACAAUGUCCUUCAUGAACAGGCUUGGCGUAGCCUUCCAUGAGCUUGGGGACAAGAUCACGAUCAAAGAGCUCCAGGCCUUCAUCCUUCUUCGGCAAAGCUCGCUGACGAGUGAAGACAAAAGAAAGGUGAUCACGUUGACCGGUGGAACCCUUGAAAUCCAGAAGGUGGAACAGGCAAUGCGGACAUUGUCAACAAAGAUUCUUUCCUCUGCAGGAGAAAUCAAGAAGAAGACCUAUCCGGCCAACUAUGUCGACGACGACGAGGAAGACAUCAACCUCACCGAGGAGGAUGCCGAUGAAGAGUCUCUCCUGGCCAACGUCGCCGAGGCCGGGGACGAAGACGCCAUUUUUGUCCUAGAGUACGAAGACCAGAUCCUGGACCUCGUUCAAGAACUUCCUGAGCUAGCUUCUUGUUUCUCGGCCUACACAGCCGCACGCCAACGUUUGCGAGAUCGACACAAAGGAAGGGGCUUUUGGCCACCACGGUCAGCAUCCAAGGGCGGCAAGGGCAAAGGUGGCGGCAAGAAAGGUCGGGGGAAAGGCAAUCCUCUCCGCAAGUCACUUGCAGAAAGGAUCGCCAGCAGCAAUUGCAGGAUCUGUGGUCAGCGUGGGCAUUGGCGGGCAGAGUGUCCGCAGAACAAAGGCUCUUCCUCCGACAAUCAGGGCCCCGAGACCUCCAACCUGGUGAUGUAUGCCUCCGAGACCGUGGACGAGCCCGAGAUCAUGGACAAGCUUCCUUUCGCCGUGGCCAUGACCGAGAACGAGAACCAGCCGGAUGUGAAGAUCAACAAGCCACCGCUCGAGAGCAUCCUUGGCGAGCCCCUGAUAGGGACAGACGACGCGUCCCUAUCCCUGGAGAUUGCCGAGGCCCCAAACUUUGCCAACGCCAUCGAGCAGGCCAAGCUUCGUCGCAAGAAAGCAGCUCAGGAGGAGACCGAGCGCACGCAGGAUCACCUCGCCCACAUGCCCGACAACCGGGGAUCCGGGACAGUGAUGCCAAAGAUGUCUCAGGGGUACAUGAAGGACACCCUCGACGAGAAGGACCAGAAGCCUCUGCCACCACGCCGUGGGCAGAGAGGUACAUCAGCAAGCUCCAGCAGCCAGAAGAGGGCAACCUCCUGGGAUGUGAUCGAGAACGAACAGCUGAAGGGCAUGUCACAAGACGGGGGGAGUCAGGAGCAGAUCAUGUCGAUUCAGACCCAGAUUGCAAUUCUCCAGCGCGAGCUGUCCCGUCUUCAGGGAGAGCAGUAG
This is a messenger RNA of Symbiodinium pilosum, 1632 nucleotides long. The record is from the annotation of a GenBank genome assembly. Lineage: Eukaryota; Dinophyceae; Suessiales; Symbiodiniaceae.